GAAACCUUCAGCACCCACAGAAGAAUUAGAAGAUGCCAGCCUGCCAGCAUCUGAAGACAGUCCACAAGCCUUACUUGUAUCUGAAUCCACAGAUUCCCCCCAGAAACAGACAGAAAGAAACCCAGCACAGCUCCCCAGCCCUCCGCUGCUCCCAGCUCCACCACCUAAGGCAUUCUCCAAAAUCACAAAGAGCGUAACAGGAAGCGAAAUAGAUGACACAGCCAUGAAAUCUCCUCCGUCCACCAUCCUGAAGAAUUACGUCAUUGUUGGUUCCUCCCAAAUCUCAGGACAAGCUGCCCUCUUCCAUCCCUCUGGCCAGAAAAGUUCCGAUCCCCACGUCAGGGGACAGGUAACAACGCCAACUGGUUCCCCUCACCUGGCUGCCGUCCACCUGCCUUUACCUCCCAGCAGAGUCAUUGAAGAACUUCACAGGGCUCUGGCCACCAAACACCGGCAGGACAGCUUCCAUGGAAGAGAAAGCAAAGGCUCUCCAAAAAAACGAGUGGAUGUCCGUCCACCCAGAACAUCGAGCAUCGAGCGCAACAAGGAAAAGGAGAACUCGCUGAGUUACAGCAGUGAUUCAGAAAAUAAGCGGAACUCAGUUAAAGAGUCGGAUGAGAACAAAGAAAACAUGAUCAUGAACUCAGAACUCAAGGAAGACUCUGUUUUUUAUCAGGAUGAGGAAGUUUUGAAUGACUCCAUUAUUUCUGAUACUGCACACUAA
Calidris pugnax (ruff) is the source of this 724-nucleotide messenger RNA. Its product is annotated as phosphatase and actin regulator 3-like. The transcript has 4 exons. Bases 224 to 724 code for a protein of 166 amino acids. Gene Ontology annotation, molecular function: actin binding. Gene Ontology annotation, biological process: actin cytoskeleton organization. The record is from RefSeq and is a predicted model, not a curated record. Lineage: Eukaryota; Metazoa; Chordata; Aves; Charadriiformes; Scolopacidae.